CUUUAUUUUACUCUCCUCCUAUUUUUAGCGUUCAUGGACUCAAACAUAUUGAAAACAAAUUCUUCUUAUUUCUACCAUCUGGGAAAAUUUCUGGAGCCAGCGGUUGGGAACAAUUCUUACUGGCUACUGUGCUGGCGGGCUACAUUGCACGGCUGGGAUGUCCGUACACAGUUUCACAAACGCUGCGAUGGAAAAAGAGACACAGUUACCAUAAUAAAAAAUGGUAAAUACGUUUUUGGAGGUUACACGGACAUUCCUUGGGGUAAGAAUAUUGCUUGCUCAGUUCAAAAGCAAAUAGUAAUAAAACGUAAAGUUGAGCCAGGCCAGUCUUCUUAACUGUUUUUGCUGUUGUAAGAACUAGGGAGGCUGAUUGUUACGUAUUAACCAUUCUGUAAAAUUGCGGAUAUGUUGAAUAUCUAUCCUCCCGGUUCCUGGCGAGAAAAUACAUGGACCAUAGUAUUGUUUCAAAGGUUAGCUAAGUUUUCUACACAGGCCACCAAACUGUGACUCCCACGGGCAUUUUUGUCUGGUUUUUGGCAAAAUAGGUAUUCUUACUAACUCGAGUACGCUGAUUUCGAAAAUUACUGUUGCCAAGCUCAAGCUUGUGUUAAGGUGGAGUUUUAGGGCAUUUCCUUAUGACUUCACUGUGCAAAUAAGGAGUUUUGUUUCCUUUCCCAAUUUUAAAUUUAAUAGAUCCAGAAAUGGUUUCUAAGUGUUCUACGUAUAUUUUAAAGACCAUUUAGAGAAUUUAUAUAACGCUGUUUCUGCGAAUUCGAGGCGUCACAUGACAAUUGACCACGCCCUUUGAUAUAAAAUUCACACAAUUAUGGCUUAAUAUGUAAUACUUAUCGUGAUAAUUUCAUUAAGAUAAUUAAAUUUCAUAGAUCCAGAAAUUGUUUCAAAGAGUUCUACGUAUAUUUUAAAGACCAUUUAGAGAAUUUAUAAAACGCUGUUUCUGCGAAUUUCGAGGCGUCACAUGACACACCCCUUAAUAUAAAAUUUACACAGUUAUGGCUAAAGAUGUGGUAUUUAUCGUGACAAUUUUUUUAAGAUAAUUAAAAAGUAUAUUAAAAUAAGCCAUUCUUUGAUUGCUCUAGCUCUUGGCAAUUAUUGCAAAACCUUCACAUUCCUGCAAUUUUCCUGUCACUAAAUAAGUUACAAGACCAAGGCAACUUCGAAAUUUGAGUAAGUUCAAAUAGUUUAGGAUAGGCAGACUGCUUAAUAAAAUGUAGGUGCAUGGAGACACCUAAAAAGAAUAGGAGCUGCAGCGAUUCUCUCAGUACAGACACUGAGGAGUGGCUUUCCACAAGGACCGACGAGAGAUGUGGAAAGUUGCUAGAAGCGCAAAGGCACGGAACAGUGUUUGUGAUGAACAAAAUAAAGAGACAAUAAAAAGAGAAAGCGUAAGAGAUGUAACCACUCCUAGGGCUUUCCACAAGUUGCUCGGCAACUUUUUGGCAACCUCUCGUACGUCGAGCAACUUCUCGAGUUAUCUUCUAAUUCUGAGACAUCGGAGCAGCUCUAAGUGCUUCAAAUUGCCCUUAAACCACUCAUGAAACUAUUUCAGAGUCAUCCUGUCUACGAUGGCACAGAAAUUUGUUAUCGUGACUUCAUACAAAAAGUGAAAAUUGAGCUUUUGAAGGAACAGGUAUUAAAUAAUCCCCCCCAAACGCAGAAAAAAAAGUAUUUGUUUUGACAACGAGGCGGCUUCCAUUUCAUUAAAAGGGCAAGUAGCACGAAGUAGUAGGAGAAGUGUCGCACCUGUACAAUGGAGUCUAUUCUGUACUUUGCCAAAAAUCAAAACCCCGAGAGGUGCUCAAAUCAUUUACAUUAUUCAAUGUGAGCAAUUCAUUUCCAGGAAUUGAAUCAUCUUAUCUGGAUAUAACCUGAAUUUCAGACGAUUACUUCGAGUCGUUUUUACUUGCUCAGUAACGUCUAAAACGACUGGCCGUUAAUACCGUCCAGGGAGGUCACUACUCCUUUGCCUUAAUUCAUGCAAAAAGUAAAACACGAUUUUCAACUGGCAAACAAAGAAAUAUCGUCUGGAAAUGUCUACAUGAUACAGAAGUGCUUUACUCUUUUUGAUCGUAAUUCAUGUUUAACAUUUUAACUGUCAACUGCAUGCAGUACUCUGAAUGAAUCUGUUGUAAGUUUAAUUCAAUUCUCAAACUCGAUCGCAAUCACGCAAUUAAAAAACAAGCUUAUUAAAAUACACACACGGAACACUUCAAAAACACAACGAUUUGCUUUAAUUGAAAAGAAGCUAUUUGGUCCUUAACGAAGAAGAAAGAAAACAAGAAAGAAAAGUUAAACAGAAUCAUUACACUUGACGGUAGAAAUUACAAGACUUAAAUCCCAGAAAUUUUCGCUUUCGAAUUUUUUUGAACUCCACCCAAACAUGCCAGGCAUCCGACCCGGCAAUCCCGCUAAAAUUUCUCAUAACUAUACAUAAUUCUGCGAAUGUUUGGACAAGAAUCAACCAAUCAAACACUACCCGGUUUUCGGGUAGUGACGUUACACUGGACGGGAUUAGCGGCCGGUCGAUUCAGACGUUGCUAAAAGAGUAAAAAAGGACUCGAAGUAAUCGUCUGAAAUUCAGGCUAAUCUGGAUAAUGCAAUAAAAUUCCGCCUAGCUCAGGUCAGCGAUCUCAUUGCUGCAAAAGGGCCGGGAAGGUACAAAAAGUGUCUAAGCGCUUAGUACCAGACUGGCAAAAAGAAAGAGGAAUCUCAAUAGGCAGUUGUCGUUAUGAUUUUAUCUGCUUUGAGCUCGGCCACUAUACUGCAGUGCGUAACCAAAUACUCCAGCUAUCUGACGUAUGGCCAGGAUAUAAUAAGCUAGCCCAAAAAACCAAUACAAACAUACCGCAGUCAUCUAUCAACAGGAAAGCAUCAUGAGAAAAGUUGGAGACUUGUUCGAAUUCUUAAGCACUGAUACGGGGGAUUACAUCAUACAAGUUAUGAUGUACGCUCCUAGUUACUCAACGCUGUUAGUAGAUCUACUGCACAAGGAGGGCCAUAUACAGCUACAACAGCCAAAUCCUCAAUUUGGACCCCUCACUGGCACAAGGUACAGUCUGUUCUUGAAAGAGAUAAAUGGCACCGUUGUCCUAACUGGUUCUAAACCCGGACAACUUCCUGAUGCAGUUCACUGCUAAUAACAUUGACAUCAACCAUUCGUUACUAGGUGGAAAGGACACUUUCCACGCAACACAGGUACCUAGUUGGCAAAGAGGCCCAAAUAAAACAAAGCAUUUAGCAAGCUUGAGGCCCAAAGUGAAUUGUGAAAUUACUAGGAUUCAACAUUGCACAAGAAAAACAAAAAGUUGUAUCUGUAUUCCUAAGUACAUUACCAAAAAAUAAUGGCUGUCUUUACACUAGGCUGUUAAGUAAGACUUAAGAGCUGCUAAGUUUUACUUAACCAAAAAUUCGUGUGUGAAGGCCUAAGUAAAAUCUCAAGUAACUUUACUUUGCAUCUCAUUAAAGUCGGAAAGUUGAAACGAUUCAAGAAAGUUUCAAGCGACUUGAAAAGCAUCCUUAAAACCGACUUAGCUGACUUGCGGUUACUCGCGCUUUCUUGGGGUGCUUACCAUUUGAAAGAAGAAUCUGGCUGGGGUGUCGAAAGCAUAAUGGUAAGCGAUUUACCAGUUUACCGUAGAGUUGCCACAUCCGUUACGGUUUGAAUCCGGAGGGGGGGGCGAAUGCGUCUGGAACCGAGAAAUUGGUAGAUGGUAAGCAACAUUCCGUUUGGUUUGUACCAACUGGAAUGAACGGACUACCUCAAAACGUACUCCUCAAUUUUUGGUUGGAAUUUCCGAAAAGUGACCUUACCAUUUACCAUCCAUCCGGAAUUUCCGAAAUUCUCUGUCAAAUGGUAAGCACCUUUGAGGUUUGAGAAAGGCGAAACACGUCAAUCAAUCGUAAUUAUGUUGCGUGGGAAAAUAGCCUUAAGUUAACCUGAAGUAAAAAAGAAUCGGUUGUGUGUGAAGCUUUAUUUUACUUGAAGUAAUUAAAAUUUGCUGCUCUUGAAAUAUUUCUUAGCUUAUUUAGGCUCUAGUGUAAAGACUACCAAUGUGAUAAAUAUACAAGUGAUAAGGUGAUUUUUCUAUAAGAGGGCGUGGUCAAGUGUCACGUGAUGGCUGUAUGUUAAUAUAAGCAGCGUAAAAACAGUCAGAAAUUCUUAGAAUAUAAUUUUUAAAACACUAAUAACGGUUUAAAAGAAUUUCUGUCUCUUUUAAAUUUGGAAUUGUUAAAGGAGAGAAAACCCCUCAUUUGGACAAUGACGUCAUAGUGAAAAUCCCCAAACUCCACCUUAGCACAAGAACUGAGUUUGACAACAAUGAUUUUCAAAAUCAGCGUACUCAAGCUAGUAAAAAUACCUAUGUUGCCAAAAUCAGACAUAAAUGCCUGUGGGUGUCACAUUUUGGUUUCCUGUGUACCCGACCAGACUAUACCCGCGCAAAAAAGUGAAAACUACCGUAUUAUAAUAACUCACAGCAAUUUUUGCGGUAAAAUCCUUUAUAAUUACCUGACGGCAUACCCGUCGAAUGGAGUAUAUUAGAUACGUCGUCUUUACCCGCGGCGUUCUUCACCAUCAGUAGGCCAUGUCUGAUUACAGGGUUAUUAAUUCUUUCAUUUAAGUCCAAUUCUUAUUUCCUCAGUGGCACUUACCAAGGUAACAUGUAGAUUUAGCGAGGGCCAAAAACGAAGCUCUCAUUUGAUCUUUUAAGUAAUGCCUUUGAAGAAAGCUGUAAACCUGAGGCUUCGAUACGGACAGUUGUUAGCGGAUACCCUAUUUUGACAAGUGGAUGUCUCAUAUCAAGUUAAUCACAAAUCGAAUAUACCUUAGAUUAACGCUUAUAAUAAGUGAGUGUGACAUACAUGCGCUAAUAUGAAAGGGCGGACGUAAGGACGGAAGAUUGUGUCACAAUUAAAAUUUCUUGAAUGCAUAGAUAACCAAAUUUUAUUAUCCAUAGUGCCCGGCUGCUUGUGUUUCGCGAGCACGAGAGCCCCGCCGUUAUACCUAAUGUUUACCUACAAUCCUUGUCACAUUACGUUGGGACACCCCGUGCUGUACCCAUUUCCUGACAAAAAAAAUGUGCUCCUUCCCUCCCAGUGUUGUUGUUGUUUUUUUUUGCUCCUGUCAUUCCAACUCGCAAAAUCCAACAUUAAGGGAGUAGAAAAUACCACUACUGUCCCAGCUAUUGUGACAAGUGCCGUAGGUAUGUCAAUUCUUGUACCUUGGUAAAACGAUCAAGUCAAACAAGUCGACAUCACGUGUUCUUAUUUACAUUGGAUUAUUACGGGAUGAAAAGAAAUGCUUUAUUAUUUUGUUUUUAUUUCAUUUAUUUAUUUCUGCCGCUAAAAUUUAUAACUUCGAGGAAUCCAUCUCCAUUGGUUAUUGUGUCUUGUUACAUAUUUUGCUUUUGUUGUUUUCACUUUGAGUUUUUUCGAUCAAGUCAGUGUGUGUGAAGUUUCAGGUGGGGUACCCCCGUAAAUUUCGGAUAGAUGUUUGUCUCCGAGGGCCUGAAGUACUGACCCUACUUGAGGAUGAGAGAAACGAAAACUGAUAACUUAUUUAAGGGCGUGUUUCCGUAAAACCGACCAGUGAUUUCGGAUCAAAAAAUUAAUUUUUCUUGUAUUCUAGGAUAUUUAAAGUCUUUACCUAAUUAGUUACAAAAAUGCAUUUUGUUUGACCGGAAAUGCGAAAUAAAUUUUUACGAAUUUUUGAAUUUUCGGCCGCGCUAUAGCCUUUGAAACUGCAAAACUUGCCUACAUUGCCGGCGCUACAGAAAACAAACAACUCGUUCAAGAAGCCCGAUUUUCUUUUUAAUAUACGGAUACACCUCCCGAAUUAUUUAUUCAUUUUAACGGCAAGAAUCUUUUUCCUUGCACGUGUUAUCAGUCUGCCAUCAAAACCAAAAAUAGCGCAACUUUGAGGGUAGUUUAAAAAAGUGUGGCACCUGUCUGAACGUUGCUAUAUGUAUUAAUACAAACUAGAAAUGAUAGUAAAACGUAAAAAGGAAUAAAAUUUUUCUGCUUUUCACGUUUUCGAAUAUGAGCACCGUUUGAAUUUCCAGAAAUUUCGAAGACAAGAUAAUCAACGAACACUUGCCUUGUUAUUCUCCUCUUUUAACUUCGCUGUUUGUAAUGUCCUUCUUGGUUUGUAGAGCCCGGAUACUAUUGUGCCUUAAGCAAUCGCUUUUACUAAAAUAUUGGUUUUCUUAUCAUUUGUCCUCUAAGGGAAUUUUUUGCCCUAUUUGUGAUAAAAGUAAUGGUACUCGUUGCUGGUCGCGAGCGUAACACGGUUGUUUCGUGACAUUCAAAUUAUUUCCGCUAUUUGUUAGAGGUAAUUGCCUUUGAAUCGCCAUACAUCGAUUAAUUUACUUCUUCAGUUUAACGUAGAUGCAUUGAAAAAAUUGGCUCAACACAUUUUACCAGGAUAUGAUUUAUAUCGUGUCGACAGACAGGACAAGAAAGGUGGUGGCGUUUGUGUUUAUAUUCUACAGAGUUACAAGACUGAAGUUCUUUGGGAUAUUUCUGGUAUAUCGGUUGCUGGUUUCCACCAGCUAUGGAUUAAGGUCCAAGUACGCAACCUUCGCUCUCUAGUUAUCUGUACUGCUUACAGGCCGCCUGAUGUACCAGUGAGAUGCUUUGAUACUGAUUUGACUCCUAGCUUUAUUGCUGCUUCUUUACACAACAAAACAAUAUACAUUUUAGGGGAUUUAAACUGUAACCUUUUAAAUCUUGAAAACCCUGACUCCAGAGCUCUACUUGAUUUUUGUCGCUUGUAUAAUCUAUCUCAGAUGGUUAAAACACCAACUCGAGUGACUCCUUCCACUGAAACACUUAUAGAUGUUAUUUUGUCCUCAAACGAGCAACAAGUCCGGGAAACAAUCGUGAAACCGUGCUCAAUAAGCGAUCACGAUAUUGUUUGCGCUACACUCCGCUUGAAAAAUCAACGUCAAAAGCCAACUUAUAUUACAACAAGGUGCUUCAAACAUUACCGGCCCGAUCAAUUUCUUGUUGACGUUUCGCAAGUACCCUGGUCCGUUUUGGACGUUUUUGAUGAUCCUGAAGAUAAAUUGAACGCGUUUAACCUAUUAUUCAACAAUGUAUUAGACGAACAUGCACCCAUCAAAACAGUCAAAAUUCGUGGACGUCCCAACCCUUUUGUAACAUGCGAAAUUCGGGACCUUAUGAGACUUAGAGAUCAUUGGAAGAAGGUAGCCCAAAAAAACAAAGAUCCACAUGCUUGGUCUGAAUACAAAAACCUUUGUCGCGAAGUCAAACAUGAAAUAAGGACGGCUGAGAAAAUAUUCAUCGCGGAGCAAGUUGUAAACAACAAAAACAACUCUAAUUGCCUCUGGAGAGCAAUCCGCUUGUGCAUACCCAAGAAGUCCGCUUCUCAAAGGAAUUAUUCCAAAGAUGACAAAAUUGUUGCUGAUGAAUUUAAUAAUUUCUUUUCCUCUGUAGGAAAGAGUACCAUCAAUAGAAUUACUAAAUUGGCAGAGGAAUCGAAUUAUACUCUUAAUCAAUGUUCAUUUAUUCCGAGAAUCUACCCAUUGUCAGAGCAGUUCACCUUCAACGCAGUGAAGUGCGAACAGGUACAAAAAAUUGUCACAUCAAUGGCCAGUGGUAAGGCCCCUGGGAUUGAUAAAAUCCCAAUCCAUGUGAUCAAAGAUUGUUUGCCUGCUAUCUUGCCAUCGUUAACGUCUAUUAUUAAUGCUACCUUUGAGUUUGACACCUUCCCUUUGGCCUGGAAAACAGCUGAAGUGACACCGAUACUCAAGGCUGGAGACCACGAUAUUCCAAACAAUAAUAGACCGAUUUCAUUACUCCCUGUCCUUUCUAAAGUCUGUGAACGUGUCGCUCACAAUCAACUUACGUCAUAUCUACUUUCGAGAGGCCGUUUAUCAUCCAAACAAAGCGGAAAUAAACAGUGGCAUUCAACGGAAACAUCUGUCAUUCAAACAACUGACGAAAUCCUAAAUGCCAUUGACAAAAAGAAACUGACUGCAGUUGUCCUCCUUGAUCUAAGCAAAGCUUUCGACAGUAUUGACCAUCAAAUACUCCUCGCUAAGUUACAGGACAUUGGUGCGUCCAGACCUGCGAUAAAAUGGCUCGGAAGCUAUUUAACCUCGCGAUACCAAUUUGUGCGAAUAAAUACAACUCUGUCGACCAAACUACCUGUUAGUUCUGGCGUUCCACAAGGGAGCAUCCUUGGCCCAUUACUCUUUAACAUCUACGUUAAUGAUCUCCCUUCUGUGCCAGAAAAUUGUACAUCGCAGUGUUACGUCGACGAUACCAAACUUCUCAUGUCAUUUCAACUCCGCGAUCAGCACGAAACGAUAGAAAAAAUGAACAAGGACUUGUUAAGCAUUAGGAAUUGGUGCUUUGAUAAUCAGCUUUUACUCAACCCAGAUAAAACAAAACUAGUGAUAUUCGGCAGCCGGCAAAUGACUGCUAAGGUUAGCGACUUUAGGCUAUUUCUAUUGGGGAAGGAACUCGAGCCCGUUAAGGCUGCAAGAGACCUUGGUGUCACACUGGACUCUAACUUAACAUAUAAUGAGCAUAUUGUUUCUACUGUAUCCUCAUGCAUGUCACGUUUGGGUCAAAUUAACCGCGUUAAGCAUAUUUUUAAUAAACACGCGCUAAUUAUUAUUAUAAAUGCCUUAGUUUUUAGUAAAUUAUUCUAUUGCUCUUCUGUUUGGAGCAAUACUACUCAAACUAAUCUGGACAAGCUCCAAGCAGUACAGAAUUUCGCUUGUCGUAUUUUGAGCGGCGCUAAAAAAUUCGAUCACAUAACUCCUUUGCUAAAAGACUUGCGCUGGCUACCAAUCAGGCAACAACUUUAUUUUCGUUUUGCUGUUCUGGUUUUUAAGUGCAUGACGAGUUGUGCUCCGGAGUAUUUGACAUCAAAGCUCGUUGGAAGAUCCGCCGUCUCGACAAGGAAUACGAGAAAUUCUCAACUUUUGAACAUACCACUCUUCCGCACUGCCAGCGGCCAAAGGACCUUUCAAUAUAGAGCAACCUCUCUCUGGAAUGAGUUGCAGCCUGCGCUCAACCUUAGCCCAUCCGUGACGGAAUUCAAGUGUUUACUCAGGCAAAAGCUUCUUAAUGACUGCUUUAUUUAAUUAAUUUAAUUAAUUUUAUUGACCUUUGUCUUCUUUUAUCAUUGUUAUAUUCUUAUUGUCAUGUACUUGGUUUAUAAUUUUGUAAUGUAAAUUGACUCUGAAAAGCCCCGUGGGGACGAGCCAAUAAAGUAUGUAUGUAUGUAUGUAGAAGAAAAUUGAGAAUCCACUAAAACGCUACCAAGAGAGAAUGAGGUGACGCUACAAAAGUUCGUUCCAGGCCCCACUGUUUUUCGAAAAAAUCAUUGGACAAGAUUAAGACGUCGAGGAUUUUUUUAAAACGUUUCUACGUGAUUAUGUAUAGGUAAUGAAACCCAAUAAAACCAAUAAAAAAGUGUACAGCUCUUUAAAAUGAUUCACAAGGGCAAGGGCUAACGUACCUGGGCCGUGGCCACGAAACGUGAACUCUUGCCCUCAUUACUUACCACAUAAUUAUGCAUCCGAAGAGCUCAUUUAGUUUUUGUAGCUUUUCCAUCGGGUAGCGGUAAGCAUUAAGAUUAAGAACCUGGGUCUUAAGGUUCCUUGUUAGUGCAUAUUUUUUUUGCCUACAAAAGAACAAGCAAGUCACUGGAAGGAUUUUUGUUGUUUCGAUCUGACCAUGGAGCGCAUGAUCUAAAUCGUUGAUACCCAGCGUUUGGCCCUAUUACUUCAGCAAUGCAUAUUUCUUUUUCCAUGUCUGUUCCCUCAUUCAUUCUUAUCCAUCUCGUUGCUGUUCUAAUUUAAGUAAUGACGACCUACUUUCUUAGAGGCCAGGUCUGAAAACAGGUAUGGAUUUAAGAGGCCAGGUCUGAAAAACGAUGUCAACCUGAAAUGACCUUUUUUGGUCUGAAAAAGGGUCCGGGCGGCACACCCCCAACAAGAAUUCCAGGAGUACCCCCCGGGAUAACAUGUACUUCCGCGCUAAUGUGGAUCACCACUAAAAAGGUUUUACUUCAUUCUAUACGUAUUUACGACAGACAUGCCAGUGACUGCAGACUGUGGCUCAAUCCAGGUGCGAUGGGUAUACCACGGGUAGUUUCUGAGCAGUGAUGUGCAUAAGGCUUCAAAAUUAUUUGUAAUACCAAUUACCGAUUGAAUAGAAAUUUUUGUAAUGCUACAAUACAUUGUCUCUUCAUCUGUUCUUCUGUACAUUUGCUCCCAGAGUAAUUUCCUCUGGCCAAUUGCAAUGCUUAUUUUCCCCAAAUUUUUGUUUUUGCUUCUUGACCGAAGUACUGCAAAUAGCUGUAUCACGACAAUGACGAGCUUGACUUUCGACUCAUAUCGACUCAUAGCAGAGAAGUACUUUUUCGGACCAACACAAUCGCGACUUUCACUGAUUAUGACUGGUUGACUGACAAAUGGCAAAAUAAACUCAAAACAGUCUUAUUCCCUAGUAGGAUUCGAGGUCUCGAAAAAUACUUUUAGAAUAAAAAUUGAUUUUAUCAAGUAAAAUUGUCAAAUUUCCGCGUUGUUACCUGAGUCUCGUUCAUCUUCUCUACUAAAAGCGAAAUGUCUAUUAAUAUUAAAUUGACUUUCAAGAAUACUAGAAAUCUGGAUGCAGAAAAAAUAAAUAAUUUGUAAAAACCUUCCGUGCACAUUUUACAUAAAGCAAAAAUCCAGAACUACUUUACAAAAUAAACUAGCCUGCGUAGAAUGGCGGUCUUGUCGCGCGAAGCUCGCACGAACGAGCAUUGCUCCCGCCCCAAUCUCCUCGUGGUUUCAUAGCCCAUAAGCUUGUACUGCGCGCAAGACCAAAACUACGCAGGCUAAUAAUAUAACCGGAAAAUCAAACACGUAAUGGAACAAUUCCUUUUAAAGGUUUAAGGAAAAAGUUCAAGAGUUAUUCUUUCGACCUUCUCUUUAUGUAAAAUUGGAUGUACAGUCUCUUAGACAACUCAGUCGGCACAGGUUAUCGCCUCCUGAUCAGCAUUAAGAAUACUAUGACAUUUACUAUGACUUGAAGAGUAGUUUUGUUUUCAACUGAAAGGUAAAAAGCUAAGUCCUUUCCUCGAAAGAGACAUGACUAUCUUCGAACCAAACCUGAGCCCUAUACCCACCCUUCUAAACCCCCAUUAAUGCUCCUUGUUAUGGGUAUUUACAGCUACUUAAAGCUGCACGAAAAGGAGAGAAGUCGAAAAAAGGGAUUGGAGGUCACAUUUGGGGAUCGGCCUUUAGACUUCUCCUAUAGAAGGCCACGCAAUAACCAACUGUACCAAUCCUUUCUCCUCAAAAGCAAGUGAAAACGCAAAGUAGCGCAGUAGAAAGCCUACCGGACCGAGUGGGACUUGUGUUUCCAAAAAUUGAGUGAUGUUACAUGAUCAUUUUUUAGCUUUUUGUUGCUCGUAAAAAAAAAAGAUGUUGACACGUCUUUAAAGGGCGACAGUUUCGAGCCAGUUGCAGCCCAAAUAAUGAUCAAUUAUGUCUCACACGUACAAACAGACCCGCCCUGACGAAUAUGAGUUCGUAUUUUAAGUGGUUCGUUAUAUCUUUUCUUUCUUUCUGCAACGUACAUACUGAAUAUGUCUAACGUCGAAAAUCUAUACGAGUAGAUUUUCCCAAGGCCACAGCAGACAGUCGGUCUGUACACUCCUUCGCUAUGGUAAAAAGAACAACAGCAACAACAGCUCGUUAUUAAGGACAGUUUGCUUUGUCCCUUGGGAAAGAAAAUCCUUACAUUUUCUCUAAAUUCACCCCGAGAUGGUCCUAAGAUCUUUAUUUUGCGUUAAAGAUACAAAAGUAGAGGUUUAUUAAUAUUUAACUCUUUGAAACAAAAGGAAUUAAUUUUUAACAUUUUUGUUAACUGUAACUAAAAAAAAUUAACCGAAAGCCGUAAAAGAGCCAAAAUUUUAGCCGAAAGCCGUAAAAGCCACCUCCCCAUUGAGACCCUCUUGUCUGCUUCGUGUCCAGUACACGAGGACUGGGCUUGAAAUACAAAGUCGCGCAUACAACUACGCAUACGUAUUUCAAAUAGAUAACUGGGCUAAAUUGCUUUCUUAGCGUCUUAUCGCGUCACAUUUGCAAAGAAAUUAGUUUUAUUUGCCCAAGAAAUUUUACUGCCAUAUCUUGAGGAGUCGAUCCUAAAGAAAAAUUAUUUUUAGCAAAGACCUCGAGGUCAGGUGUCACAAACCAGUCACGCUCGCACAUACGACCAUUUUACAAAACGGUUUACAAACCAGAUAACAUUGCAACAAAACAAGUAUAACCACGGAAUCAACGGCCAAUAUAGUUUCAGACGAUUAAGAAAUAACCUUAAAAUGAAAAAGAACUAAGGUAAAAUCCAUCAAGCCAUCAAGUGAAGUUGACUUUCACGAGCAAAGCACAAGGCAAGUGUUCGUUAAUUAUAAGGUCUUCAAAAUUUCUGGAAAUUCAAACGGCGGACAUAUUCGAAAACGUAAAAAAAAAAAAAACUUUUAUUCCUUUUUACGUUUUACUAUCAUUUCUAGUUUGUAUUAAUACAGAUAGCAACGUUCAGACGGGUGCCACACUUUUUUAAACUCCCCUCAAAGUUGAGCUAUUUUCGUGUUUUGAUGGAAGGCUGAUGACACGUGCCAGGAAAAAGAUUCUUGCCGUUAAAAUGAAUAAAUAAUUCGGAACUGUGAUAUGGCUAGGACAUCUAGAGUGGUGUAUCCGCAUACAUGUUUUAAAAAGAAAAUCGGGCUUCUUGAACGAGUUGUUUGUUUUCUGUAGCGCCGGCAAUGUAGGCGAUUUUUGUAGUUUCAAAGGCUAUAUUGCGUCGGUGCUAGCCGGCCGAAAAUUCAAAAAUUCGUAAAAAAUUAUAUUUCGCAUUUUCGGUCAAAAAAAAUGCAUUUUUGUACCUAAUUAUGUAAAGACUUUAAUAUUCCAAAAUAUAAAGGAAAUUAAUUUUUUGAUCCGAAAUCACUGGUCGGUUCUUACGGAGACGCGCUCUUCAGAGGCACACCCCUACAAAAUGAGACCCAAUCACAAGGAAAAGAACACAAACUAAGAAUUUAAAGGCAACACAUACCCUGCUUGAUCAGAAGGCCUUUUCGUACAUUAAUUGUCAGUCACACGCGAAGAAAACAGCGUGAGUAAAGAAACGCCGAAAAAGUCUUCAUUAAGUCGCUUUCAUGAUACUCUAGGGUAAAGUUCAGCUAACAGAACAUUUUUUUUUUCUCGACGCGUGUUGUUUUUUAAUACAAAAUGCGGCUGCUUUUUAAAAAUAUUUCUCUAACUAAAAAAGUAGAAUUUACACUUAGUAGUAAAAUAAUUCAAGCUGCUUGUUUGUUUUUGUUUUCUGGCUCUGUUAGCAAAUUAUGCUUUGAUCGUAUAAUAAUCAAUUUUGCUUCAAAACUCAUCGACGUGCAAUCAAUUUUUUCGUUUUCAUUUUAUAAGUCAUAUCACAAGUAAAUUCUUUUUUUGAAUGCGAAUCUGCCCUCCUGAAAAAAAAAAUUCGUUCCAACUAAACGCUCCGUUAAGAAGGGGAGAAAAAACCCACUUGGAAAUUUUUUAACAUCAGUGAAAUUCUUGAAUCGAUGAAAUUAUAUCAACAUGUAAUUGACUAGAGGUGAGCACUUAUUUUAAAUACGCUAACCUGUUUAAGAUUCCAUUUUCCUGUUUGUCGGGGCUUUCCCUGCUGUCUCUAACCGUAUUCUGAGUCAUGUUAUUUCUUAUUAGGGGAUAAAAAGGUCGUCAGACCGUGUUUCUAGACUUCGUAAACCUUAAAACUGACAUAAUUGUCGUGCGCACUUCUCUUUCGCUGUGGAGCUCGAUAGGCUGGACACGAUUUUCCGAGUGACUCAAUAUAUUUUGGCACAACUUGGGCACAGAUUAGGCACAGUUUGGGCACAACUUAGGCACGGCUUAGGCACGUUUUUCAAAACUGAAAUGCACACUUUAUGCACAUCUUAGGCACAUUUUAGGCACAAAAUCUUUGUGCCAAAGCACACUCUAGAAUCCGAUUUUCGGUUCAACGCUCGGUUUACGAAUUUUCACGCUAAAUAAGCUUUCUAACCUUAGAUAUUUGAUCUUAGCGUAAAAAAUGGGUUUCCCGAAGUCUUAACAGUUAGUCUAUAAGGAAGGUUUAACUUAUGAGCAUUCCAAAAAUUAUUAUUUCUUCUCUUAACAACAAAAGAAACUCAAUCAAAAGCAAGCUUUUAAAUUGACGUUCGCGCUGCACAGAGAUCGGAUGUAGACAGAACAUCUUUCUGAAAACGCCCUAAACUUUUUUGUUUUGCCAUUAUGUUCAGGAAUUUUUAAUACAGUUAGUACUCAUAAGUCACUGACCUCUGUGGAGAAAUUUUUCCCAAGUACCAUUACAGAAACAGAGAAAUCCCACAAUAUGCGUGGUUAGACUGUAAAUGUUACGCGAGCUGUUAAGAAAUGGUCCUAUUUUGAGCCAUAUUUUUCAUAUUUUAAAUUUAUUUUGGUCUUACAGCUAGAAAAAAAAUAUUCAAUGAAAAGCUUUUUAUAAACUUUAACUUCUUGCCAAAUAUCGAUGCGAUCUGUGUUUUAAUAAGUUCAUAAGAGCCAAACGAUGUGAGAUUCUUAACCGUGUACACCAGUAGCGUGCGCCAGGCCUUAAAGGCAACACAUACCCUGCGUGAUCAGAAGGCCUUUUCGUACAUUAAUUGUCAGUCACACGCGAAGAAGAGAGAGUGAGUAAAGAAACGCCGAGAAAGUCUUCAUUAAGUAGCUUUCAUGAUACUCUAAGGUAAAGUUCAGCUAACAGACCAUUUUUUUUCUCGUGUGCCUGGGCAUUUAUACCUGUAGACUCUUGAAUGUUAACCAAUUGAUAACGGCGGGAACACAACACUAACAAGGGAAAAAUUGAUUCAGUAUGGAAGAAUAAGACCCUCAAAUACCAUACUUUUUCGGGCGUCACAUACCUAUCUGGCCAAAAUAUGGGAGUACCCCACUCCUCCCCCCUCCCAACCCUCCAAGGAGUCAAGUUGAAGUUUAGUAAAUUGAAUCUAGUUUAACACCUACUACAGCUAUAAUCAUUUCUGCACAAAAAAGGUAUCAAACUUGUUGUGAUCCCGGAAUCGGUUCAAUGAGGCGCUGUUGGGAAGGGGGAGGGUAGGGGGAGGGGGUUCUUAUCCCUUAUCCUUGUAAAUCUAAGAGGAGAUAUCCCUUAUCCCUAAACGUUGUAAGAACGUUACUACUAAAAGUCAGGGAACACGCAGGGGGAGGUGUUGGGGGAAAAACUUGCCCCUUUCCCCGCACUUUUUGUGGGAAAGAAAAUAAAAAACUUUUGUAGUUACAUUCAUGUUAAAAUUAAAGAAGGUAUAACUGUAGCUGAAAAGAUGCAAUAGUCAUUGUGAUUGUUAUGGCAUUGCAAAGGCUCGAUUAAUCCGUUUCCAGAGGCGACUUUUUACGCGUGUAAUAUAAACCAGCGGCGAUUUCACAAAGACUCUUCUCGAGUGCUAACAAAAACACAAUAACCAUGCAGCCGUUGUCUCGUGGGUUUUGCGAAUAUAGUAAAAUGGGUUUUCUUGGCGGCAAAGAUAUUCCCACCUUAUUAUCCAGCUUGCGAUCCUAUAACCAAUAAAAGUAAAGGGGAGAAAAAUAAGUGUAGAUCAUAGUUAAUGUAAAACCAUGAUGAACUUUCAUUACUCCCUAAAACAAUUCAAUUAUCUCCAAAAUUAUUUUCUCAAUUAUCCCUUACUGGUUCCCUUAUCCCUAAGGAAAAGGUCUGAAAGGUUAGUUACAUCACAUGUCAAUGCAAAUAAGAAAUGCAUUAUCAUUGGCGUAUAUCAUAUAUCAUCUCUGUAUAUCUGUCUUUAAACACUAUGUCCAUCUUCAUAACUAACUGUAAGGAAUAGCAAUACAAUAAACAAAGGGAGGAAAAUAAGGAAAAAAAGGAAAGUUGAAAAAAAUGUGUGAUUCCAUUUCACUCAUGGUUCUUAUUAAAUUUGUUUUGUUUUAGUUUAUGAUAAUUCUUUUAAAGUCGAGAAUAAAAAUACAUAAAUAAAUAAAAUUCAAACUAAGGAAAAUGCACUAGAAAAUAACUACACCACAGUGUUUACUCAAAAGUUAAUACUUACGUUUUGUUGGUUUGUUAGAGUCCAGUGGUGGCUUUGGCUACACUCGCAAGGCUUUUAUUUUUUCAAUUAGCAAUAAAGAAGAACUGGAUCCCUUUGUGAGUGAGGUGAGGGAGCCAGACUGGGCAAUUGUCAGGUGGUCAAGGUAUGGUCCAGGGUUUGGUUAUGACAUCUACAUAAAUAAUGAUGCCAACAAUAACAACAACUCACACGUAAGCCUUGGCAGGCACUACCCUGCUCCUGCUGCAGUGCAGGACCCAAACACAAUCCUGGCCGGGACUUUCCGCUUCUCACCUGAUGAGGUGGAGGUAUUUUAUCUUGACCCUACUCAAUAAAUAUAAAAAGAACCAUUUCAUUAUUUACGGCCAAAAAACAUGCAGCUAUAUUAACAUACUUACUACCUUCAAAAAAAUGUACAUCCCAAUGUAUAUUUCUCGACAACGUAGAAAAUCUUUCUUUCUUUGUUUUCUUGAUCUUUGUUAAACACGAGACAGGAAUAUAGUCCUUGCUUAUUUAAGUUUUUUUUUACGUUAUCUUAUUUUUAGCCAAGGAAAUUAAGUAAAAUUGAUAAUGAAUUUUUUGAUUCCCGCAAAUUACUAUUUUACUGGAGUAAUUAAGCUUUAAUUUCAUUAUAACUUUAAUAGUUUUUCCAUUUUUUGAUUUUAAAAAAGGCACUUUUUUCCCCAGCCCGAGCCACCUGUCUAGAAACAGCGAAUUUCGACUGAAAUUAGCACACAAAAAACCCAAUGAAAACGUGAACCUGCGCUGUUAUAAGAUUAUAACAAAAGAACUCACGUCAGCCUACGUCAAUUUAAUAAAACUUUUACAACUGCUGUGAAGUAUUUUAAUAGUUAUUUUUAAGAUUUGAAUUUCUUCUAUGUUUCGUUUUUCUGUUAUUAGGUGAGUCAAGGUUAGUUUGGAUUUGGUGCGCAUAUAGGCAUUUUCCUUUUUUUAUUUUGUGAUUUUCAGACUUCAACUUGAAUGUUUGCUUAGCUCGCGGAUUUACUUAAUGCCAUUUUUAAUUAGGAAUAUUGUUCUCUUGCCAUUGUGGGAUGUUAGUUUUUCAUAGGUGGUCCUGUUUUUCAUGUCAGAGCUGACCUUGGUUCAUUCAUAGUCUCGUUGAAGUUCCUGUUUGGGUUUGUUAACCAGCGUUUUAGUUAUAUAUUGGCUUGUAGCUUCUUGUAAAUCGCAGCCAUGUAGGUUCAGUAAUACCAAAACAUUGCCCACACGGCCGCGAGUUUAUCUUGUUUUUAUUCCUACGGUCAGUUACCCAAACAUGUCCAGCUUUGACUAUAAUAACCGCUACUACACUUGAACUACUCAUUCACCGCCGAGUAGGAAUUGAGUAGAGAAGAGGAGUUAGAAGAUUAAGAUUAAGAUUGUUAGAAAAAGUCAAAAAACAGUAAACACGAUGGUCGGUUGCUAGGGCUUUUCCUCCCGCAACUUCGUAAAUUCAAUUUUUGGCUCACAGAGCAGUAUUUUAUAUUCCAGAUGAAGCAAGACAUUAAAACAUCUUAAUUAGAGAAAAAUUUUCUCCAAAAUUUUACCAUUGUAAAGGUAUUUUUGACGUUUCUUGAAAGUAUGACGUCAUAAGUGACGCCUAUUUUUAGUAACAACAUUAAAAACUUGCAAAGCAGUGUUCAAAACAUUACAAAAAUUUUUGCUACACAAAAAGAAUAUUUAUAGUGAAAACCCCAUCCCAAUCGGAUAAAAUGGCGUCAAGUUACAGCUAAUAAAAGAAAUCAAAUUUUCCCCCACAUGACCAUAUAUGGUCAAAAUUAGGGGGAUUUUAAACGCGAAAGCAAUGAAUGUAUUGUCACAGGAGCAAGGAAAAAGUUGCAUAAAAUCAAAAUUGUAGUUUUUUCUACUUACUUUUUUUUACUUAUGUGCUGCUAUGACGCGUUUUCGUCACGAAAUACGUCAUUGUGACGUCAAAAUGACGUAUUUCGUGACGAAAAACGUGUCAUAGCAUCACAUACCCUAAGUAGAAAAAACUACAAUUUUGAUUUUAUGUAACUUUGUCCUUGCUCCUGUUCCAAUACAUUCAAUGUUCUCGCGUUUAAAAUACCCCUAAUUUUGACCAUAUAUGGUCAUUUAGGAGAAAUUUGAAUUUCUUUAAUUAGCUGUAACUUUGCUCCUUUUUAUCCGAUUGAGAUGGGGUUUUCACUAGAAAUCACAGAAUUCUAUACAGAAAACCAACGUAAAAUUUUUACCAUUUCUUUCCUGAAUUUUUGUUCGGAUCCCAAAUUUGGACAUCAUUUAUGACGUCACAACAGAAGUCACAUGGGAUGAAAGAAAAACCAAUAAACAGAUAUUUUAUCAAACUACUUCCCUGCCAAGUUUCGUCACAUUCAAUGCAUUCUACUUCUGUCUAUGGCCUAAAACUCUCAGUUUUGAGAGGCAUUUGGGAGGAAAAGCCCUAGCAACCGACCACCGUGUAAACAGGAGCACCCAACGACAAUUUUCGGAAAAUAUCUGUUCGGAAGAAGAUUUGAGAUCUAGAAUUUUCGGAACAUUUGUUGUAAAAUUUGUUGCUUGCCUGCCUCUCCUCGGAUUUUCGAACAUCUAAAAAAUGGUAUAUUUGCCCAUUUUAAAAGGAUUUUUACCUUUAAAAGGUCAACUAGAAUUUUCGGGAGCCUUUUUUCUGGCUGAAAUUUUCGAAAAGGUAAGUUUUGAUCCCUAUAAUUUUCGGAUCACUAGACUUUCGGCUAGGAAAUCCGAACAGAUGAAAAAUAUUUAGGGGAUCAAAAUAUGCCUAUAUCUACCGUUUAAAUACUAAAAUACGUUUAACAAUGGUAUGUUUAAGUGGUUUUAAACUAUAUUCUCGUUGGGUGCCCCUGAGUAAAGAACAAUAUAAAUCAGACUCCUGGUACCUCAUGGCUAUAAAGCGAACGAGUUGCUCGAACACACCCCCGACUCGAAAAUCCCCAUGAAAAUCUUUUUGCAUUACAACUUAAAAACGCUCCCGUCAAAUGCAAAAUCUUCUUUUAUUCUUUUCACUUUAGCAUUCAUAGAAGAUUGUAGUGAAAGUCAGUCCCGGUGCAUGUCUGCCGUGUUUAAGACACUGAUAUAUACAUUGACAUUCUUUAUUUAGACAUGCAGUUAAAAAUUUAACGCCAGUUUUAAAAAAAGAUUUUUAGUUUUAAUUAAAUAAUCAGUCAACGGAUGACAAGCAACGGAUGACAAGGAUGGACAUGGACUGGCCAUGGACGCUAAAUAGAUUUCUAUCUUUAUACUAUUUGCUCUUUUAAAAGUUUUUGAUGGCGUGGACCACAAUAUUCUCCUGCCCAAGAUCUCAUACCUGGGUGCUGGUUCGCAAGUUACAUGUACCAGGAGCCCAUCAUGUACCUAUCUAACUGAUCACAAUAUCCAUGUAUUGAUCACGCAUUUUUACAAUGUGGUGAUGAUAUAUUAGAGUACAGACACAUGAUGAAUGAAGUGGAGACUUGCUUUUCUAUUUUUUGUUCAACAUGGACGCGAUUUUGAAAUUGUUUGCAGUUCGUUUGAAGCAAGUGAAAGCCUUCUAAAAAUGGCUUACUAGGAGCUGUUUAUAGAUAAGGAAAAAACCUGUUUAAGAUUCCAUUUUCCUGUUUGUCGGGGCUUUCCCUGCUGUCUCUAACCGUAUUCUGAGUCAUGUUAUUUCUUAUUAGGGGAUAAAAAGGUCGUCAGACCGUGUUUCUAGACUUCGUAAACCUUAAAACUGACAUAAUUGUCGUGCGCACUUCUCUUUCGCUGUGGAGCUCGAUAGGCUGGACACGAUUUUCCGAGUGACUCAAUAUAUUUUGGCACAACUUGGGCACAGAUUAGGCACAGUUUGGGCACAACUUAGGCACGGCUUAGGCACGUUUUUCAAAACUGAAAUGCACACUUUAUGCACAUCUUAGGCACAUUUUAGGCACAAAAUCUUUGUGCCAAAGCACACUCUAGAAUCCGAUUUUCGGUUCAACGCUCGGUUUACGAAUUUUCACGCUAAAUAAGCUUUCUAACCUUAGAUAUUUGAUCUUAGCGUAAAAAAUGGGUUUCCCGAAGUCUUAACAGUUAGUCUAUAAGGAAGGUUUAACUUAUGAGCAUUCCAAAAAUUAUUAUUUCUUCUCUUAACAACAAAAGAAACUCAAUCAAAAGCAAGCUUUUAAAUUGACGUUCGCGCUGCACAGAGAUCGGAUGUAGACAGAACAUCUUUCUGAAAACGCCCUAAACUUUUUUGUUUUGCCAUUAUGUUCAGGAAUUUUUAAUACAGUUAGUACUCAUAAGUCACUGACCUCUGUGGAGAAAUUUUUCCAAAGUACCAUUAACAGAAACAGAGAAAUCCCACAAUAUGCGUGGUUAGACUGUAAAUGUUACGCGAGCUGUUAAGAAAUGGUCCUAUUUUGAGCCAUAUUUUUCAUAUUUUAAUUUUAUUUUGGUCUUACAGCCAGAAAAAAAAUAUUCAAUGAAAAGCUUUUUGUAAACUUUAACUUCUUGCCAAAUAUCGAUGCGAUCUGAGUUUUAAUAAGUUCAUAAGAGCCAAACGAUGUGAGAUUCUUAGCCGUGUACACAAGUAGCGUGCGCCAGGCCUUAAAGGCAACACAUACCCUGCGUGAUCAGAAGGCCUUUUCGUACAUUAAUUGUCAGUCACACGCGAAGAAAAGAGCGUGAGUAAAGAAACGCCGAAAAAGUCUUCAUUAAGUCGCUUUCAUGAUACUCUAAGGUAAAGUUCAGCUAACAGACCAUUUUUUUUCUCGUGUACCUGGGCAUUUAUACCUGUAGACUCUUGAAUGUUAACCAAUUGAUAACGGCGGGAACACAACACUAACAAGGGAAAAAUGAUUCAGUAUGGAAGAAUAAGACCCUCAAAUACCAUACUUUUUCGGGCGUCACAUACCUAUCUGGCCAAAAUAUGGGAGUACCCCACUCCUCCCCCCUCCCAACCCUCCAAGGAGUCAAGUUGAAGUUUAGUAAAUUGAAUCAAGUUUAAUACCUACUACAGCUAUAAUCAUUUCUGCGCAAAAAAGGUAUCAAACUUGUUGUGAUCCCGGAAUCGGUUCAAUGAGGCCCUGUUGGGAAGGGGGAGGGUAGGGGGAGGGGGUUCUUAUCCCUUAUCCUUGUAAAUCUAAGAGGGGAUAUCCCUUAUCCCUAAACGUUGUAAAAACUUUACUACUAAAAGUCAGGGAACACGCAGGGGGAGGUGUUGGGGAAAAAACUUGCCCCUUUCCCCGCACUUUUUGUGGGAAAGAAAAUAAAAUGUUUGCCACAAAUUUUUGUAGUUACAUUCAUGUUAAAAUUAAAGAAGGUAUAACUGUAGCUGAAAAGAUGCAAUAGUCAUUGUGAUUGUUAUGGCAUUGCAAAGGCUCGAUUAAUCCGUUUCCAGAGGCGACUUUUUACGCGUGUAAACAAGCGGCGAUUUCACAAAGACUCUUCUCGAGUGCUAACAAAAACACAAUAACCAUGCAGCCGUUGUCUCGUGGGUUUUGUGAAUAUAGUAAAAUGGGUUUUCUUGGCGGCAAAGAUAUUCCCACCUUAUUAUCCAGCUUGCGAUCCUAUAACCAAUAAAAGUAAAGGGGAGAAAAAUAAGUGUAGAUCAUAAUUAAUGUCGAACCAUGAUGAACUUUCAUUACUCCCUAAAACAAUUCAAUUAUCUCCAAAAUUAUUUUCUCAAUUAUCCCUUACUGGUUCCCUUAUCCCUAAGGAAAAGGUCUGAAAGGUUAGUUACAUCACAUGUCAAUGCAAAUAAGAAAUGCAUUAUCAUUGGCGUAUAUCAUAUAUCAUCUCUGUAUAUCUGUCUUUAAAGACUAUGUCCAUUUUCAUAACUAACUGUAAGGAAUAGCAAUACAAUAAACAAAGGGAGGAAAAUAAGAAAAAAAAGGAAAGUUGAAAAAAAUGUGUGAUUCCAUUUCACUCAUGGUUCUUAUUAAAUUUGUUUUGUUUUAGUUUAUGAUAAUUCAUUUAAAGUCAAGAAUAAAAAUAAAAAUAAAUAAAUAAAUUCAAACUAAGGAAAAUACACUACAGAGUAACUACACCACAGUGUUUACUCAAAAGUUAAUACUUACGUUUUGUUGGUUUGUUAGAGUCCAGUGGUUUGUAUGGCUUCACUCGCAAGGCGUUUAUAUUUUCAAUUAGCAAUAAGGAAGAACUGGAUCCCUUUGUGAGUGAGGUGAGGAGGCCAGACAGGGCAAUUGGCAGGUGGUCACGGUAUGGUCCAAGGUUUGGUUAUGACAUCUACAUUGCUAAUAAUGCCAACAGUAACAACAACUCAUACGCAAGCCUUGGCUGGGUCUACCCUGCUCCUGCUGCAGUGCAGAACCCAAACACAAUCCUGGCCGGGACUGCGCGCUUCUCACCUGAUGAGGUGGAGGUAUUUUAUCUUGACCCUACUCAAUAA
This is a messenger RNA of Porites evermanni, 22469 nucleotides long. The record is from the annotation of a GenBank genome assembly. Lineage: Eukaryota; Metazoa; Cnidaria; Anthozoa; Scleractinia; Poritidae.